This is a messenger RNA of Symphalangus syndactylus (siamang), 1185 nucleotides long. RefSeq lists its product as uncharacterized. The record is from RefSeq and is a predicted model, not a curated record. Lineage: Eukaryota; Metazoa; Chordata; Mammalia; Primates; Hylobatidae.
AUGGUGCUCGGUGUCCAGCUUCACUCCCAAACCGCAUCCCGAGCGUUUGCGGGGCGGAGGGGCCCCAGGGCGACGGCUCCGGAACAGACCCAGGCGGCUCCGGUCAGCAGCAGCCCCUCUGCUUUCUCACAGCGCGGGGACCCCCAUCCCCGCCAGCCCCAUCUCACUGUCCCUCUCAGGUCCGAGGAGACCGUGGAGGACCGCGUGGCACCAGGAGCUGCCAGGAGCCAGGGCGACUUAGAAGAAUACGGGAACCUGGCGUCCCGCGGGGACGCAGCCCCAGGAGAGGUGAGGCCACCCGAGGGCUGCCGCUGCCAGCAGGUGAGCUCAGCCCAGGCGUCCCCUCCGCAACCAGGCCCGGAUCCCUGCCUGGCUCCCGGAGCCCGGACUGUGCCUUCCGCAAAAGGGCUGCGCUCUAGAAAGUGGCCUCCACAGUGCCCUACCAGGCAGCAUGGAGUCGGCAGUGGCAGCGUUUCUAUCCGACUCUGCGGGGCUGGAUGUGAAGAGGACUGUCCCAUCCCGCUGUCCUCCAGGAGCGGGACCUUUCUCCCCGCAGACUUUGCUGAAGACGCGGCCCCCUGGUCAGGGGCAGAAAACAGAUCCAGGCCGCCCCGCUCCUGCUGGGUGGUGGAGAAGGUGGAGGGCGGGCAGGUGCUAAGUGCUACUGUGAAAAUAAAAAUCAUCAUAAUAAAGAACGAAUGGGUUUCGAAUUUGAGCUCAGAGGUGUUGAGCAGCCUGUGCGAGGCCACAGAGCUCACAGCAGGAAGGACGCCCAUAGUGACAGGGACAUCUGACGAGGGAGCGCCCUCCUCUGGCUGGAGGGUGGGGCAGCAGCAGCAGCCAGGCUUCAGGCAAUGGGGUGAAAUGAGGGCCCCGGGAGCUCCCCAGGUGGAAGAAGCACAGGAUGCAAGUUCUGGAUUCGCACAAGGAUGCAGCAGAAAUGCCUACAUUCUGUUCAGCUCCAUUCCGCAUCCUGAUAUGUCUACCCCACCCCACUUUAAGGAGAAAACCAGCUCACUGACGUCUGCCUUGGCCAGUGGCACUGUGGCCCCAGCACCACCUUACCCAUCUUUAGAAGCUUUUCCAGAAGAGGAGCGAGAGUCCAACGCCGACACAUGUCCACAAAGGUCCCCUGGUCCACCAAGAGGGAGAAACUUGUCACCAGGCAACGGUGGCAUACACUGA